UAUUACACCGUUUGUCCGGUUUAAUAGCUCUGUUGAAAGCCUUGAAGUUAGUCACUGAUCUAAAUGUAUUGUCCGGUUUAAUCACUUGAAUUGGGCUAUUAAUUAUUGGAGAUUUUACCUCUUUAAUAACGUUUUGCUCUAACAAUUCUUAUAUUCUCUGUUUAACUCUUCUUUGGUUUAUUCAUUGGUCGGAUACAGGCGUUGAGGUUCCCGUAUUCAUCCUAUUAUUUUUCGUGAGUGUAGUUUUCGUCAACAGCUCCUCAAUCAUGUUUAAUUUACCAAAAAGUGUUGUCUCUCCGCAUUCGUAUUAAUCUUUUUUCUCCUAAGAUCCUAUCAUCUUACUCCUAAUUCGUUUUAAUUCCUCCUCUAAAGUUACUUCUUUCAUCUUAAUAUUUUUCUUAAGUUCCAGCAAGUAAGUUUUCGUUACAUUUACUUGUUUUAAUUUCAAUAUUUUUUGCGUUUUAAUUCUGUUGUACGUCUGAACACUAAUUCUGCUCUUCAUCUUUUAGUGGUGUUGUUGUAAUUGAUAUCCGCGCUCCAGAAUCAACUCCUUUUAACAAAAUUAACUAAAAUAAUUUUUUUAUACUUUAACCUAUAUGUUUUUAUUACAUUUCUAUCACAGAUAUUCUGUUUUAACGAAACCUUUAUUCAAUUGUCAUUCCGACGUUUCUAUCGGUCUCUGAUAACUAUGCAACCCAGUAUCACGACCAGACGUGAAAUACUCACGUUGGUCCACGUUGGAAAACGUGUAGAUGUCACAGUUUAACACCCUCAGACGUGAAACUUACACGUUUGAGAGACGUGAAUCUUACACGUUUGCGUCCAGUGGCGAAAUACCCGGAUGUUGACCUAUUAAACUCUGCCAUAACCUAUUUUGAUUUUCAUUAAACCGAGUAAAAUGGCAUUCUGUUGUAUUGACGAUCACUGAGCAAUUUUCUAUUUAAUUAUUUAAAAUGUAAGUAACAUAUUUAAACGGUGAAAAGCAUUAAAAAAAACCCGUCUAAAUGUCAUAUUAUUAUUAAAGUAAUGAGUAAAACGUCUAUUUUUCUUGCUUCCCCCAGCUAGGUGAAAGGUAAACAAUGUAUUAUAUCGACGUUUACCAUGUUAACCAUAACCUUUUAAAUACUCAACCUAGUUCCGUUGCUUAGCAACUCCAGUAACUUCAGUGCCAUUGGUUUAAGAACCUGCUUAUACAGAUAAGGAGACAUUAUGUGUUCGCUGCAUAUGUAAUGUUUUAAUUCCGUAAAUAAUUUUUUUGCUGUGUAUGGUAGAAAACAUCAAUAAUCACAUACUCUUUCCAAACGUGAGAACUACACGAAAGGGGGACCUCGCGUGACGUCACCGUAAUUUGCUAAAGUUUAAUUUAAAGAAGAAAUAAAAAAACGCCGAAUAACUAUUCACAUGAUUAAUACUCUCAAACGUGAAACUUGCAUGUUUUUCCAGCUGUGGAAAUUUUGGAAAAAAAUACCGUUAUUGCCCAUUAAUGAUGACGUUUUUCCCGCUUGCAACCACGACUUCCUCCUCUUCGGACUUCAUCAAGCAGGUAAGACGCGUUGACAACAAUAUGUAUAACAAUGUAAUUAUACAAGCGCUAUAUUAAAUAACAUAUUUAAUAUGUGUAUGGUGUUCUUUGGUCACUGUAUAUAGUUAUAUAAUAUUCAAAGCUAUAAACUUUCAAUGUUGACCUUACUGUAUGUAACCUUAGGUAUUUGGGUUAUUAAGGAUUUACCAAGAAUAAAUGGCCUAUUCUAUGAGAAUAUGGAAAUUGGUGAAUACAGGCCUAAUAAAUGAAUAUUGAUGCUCAAUGCAGGCCUUAUUAGGCUCUCAUACAGACAUAUUAACUUUAGUUAUUUGUUAAUUGCUAAUAAUUAUUCCCUAAUCUUAAAUGUUACCAUCAUUUCAUCAAUCAGUUCAACUUAAAUAUUUUAUCAGUUAAUAAUUUUAAUCAUUUCAAUUGAUAUGAUCAGAGCUCUUGUUUAAAAUGGACCAGUUCGGUACAUCAAAAAAGGUUUUAUGAUUGGCUAUGUAUACCCAGAUAGCACAGGUACGUCUGCAAGAUGUCUGGUAAAGAUCUGGAGAUCUGGAAUACAUCUGUUGUGUAAAAACAUCCUAUAAAGGUCUUAGAAAGAGCUGCUUUACAUACAUUCUAAAUCAAAAACGUCUUGCAGACGUCUUCAAUAUGUCUAUAUGACAUCUUUGGAAACGUCUCAGAGACAUAUUGCAGAUGAGCAAACAAUCUAAAUAAUACGUCUUGCAGAUGUAAACGCAGACAUCAAAUAGACGUCUUCGAUAUGUAUGUGUGCUAUCAGGGUAGUGUUUGUCGUAUUGUUAAUUGGGCUAACUUUAGCUGUCCCUUAUACAUAGGCUAUAAACUCAUAAUCAAAUAUGAUUAUUUAAGUUAUAGGUUAUUGGUUGUAUUUUUGUGGCAGCAAAUGUGACUGUCGUUUAAAGUACGAAGAACGAAGUAAGCAUUCUAAUGUGUAGGCUAUUUUAGACCCCCCUCAAAAAAAAAAAAUGCCAGAGACACCGUGCCCUGAUGUUAGUGACUAGCCAGCCAAAGACCAGAAAAAUUAACGUUUAUAUCAUUUCAUCGUAUCAUUAUUGUGAAACCCAUUUUUUAUGUCUCUUUCCAAACAGAUAUGCCAGGACCUGGUUCAACUUUAAAGAAAUGUGUGUCUUGUUCUAUGCCACUCAAUGUGGCUUGCAAGACGUGCAAGUACUGCAAGGCAGCGCAGCCCCACAAUCUGCGUUUGAAAAAAAAAAUUGAGCGAUUUGAUUUGAAAUCAGAGACAUGGGCCCAGGCCCAGAAAAAAAACAACACAUCAUCCCACCUGAGGGAUGACGCUUCUUUGUUGGUAUGUUACAGACUAUUAUUAUUUUGGGCUUGCAUACAUAAGUAAUUAAACACCUGUUUUUUUUUGUUUAGUUUUAGGUUUACACUUAUUGACUCAUCUUCUGAAUGAAAAAUCACUGUAAAGCUUCUAAUUACUGAUCCCAAAAUUCUAAAGACAGUUAGCAGCGAAAUAGUUCUUACGAAUAUGUAUGCACGCAGCAUAUGUCAUUAUGUUAGUAUACAAAGAACUUGCUUUAACUGACUCUGAAAUUUACCAGAGCAUAAAUGUUCAGAAAUAAUGUAGAUUUUGCUUUACUCUUGUUGGAAGCUGGAAAGGUUUCAGGCCCUCGGCUCCAGGGGUGUGUUAUUUAUAUCCCGCCCUGGGACCAAAUUGUGGACCUGUGAGGUUCUGAUGCCCAGAUGUAAGAUCACUGAGGCAGCAUCUGCCUGCCUAAAGAGGAUGGAGGCGUUGUUUGAAUUUGUUGUUCAAGGUUGGAGUCAGUCAGAGAAAGUGACAGCCUCAGCAGCAGAGAUCCCACAGCCUCCUGUGGACAACUCACUGGCCACAUCAAGUUAUUGUGGAGCCCCUACUCUUGCCAUUCCUACCCUUACAAGUGCUAAUCUUGCCAUUCCUACUCCUCCAGCCCCCACUCUUCCCAUUCCUACCCCUCCAGCCCCCACUCUUCCCAUUCCUUCACCUCCAGCCCCUACUAUUCUCAUUCUUACCCCUCCAGCCCCUACUCUUCCCAUUCCUACCCCUCCAGUCCCUAAUCUUCCCAUUUCUACCCCUCCAGCCCAUACUCUUCCCAUUCCUACCCCUCCAGCCCCUACUCUUCCCAUUCCUACCCCCCCAGGCCACACUCUUCCCAUUUCUACCCCUCCAGCCCAUACACUUCCCAUUCCUACCCCUCCAGGCCACACUCUUCCCAUUCCUACCCCUCCAGCCACUUUUCUUUCCAUUCCUACCCCUCCAGCUCCUAAUCUUGCCAGUCCUACCCCUCCAGCCCCUACUCUUGACAUUCCUACCCCUCCAGCCCCUACUCUUGAUAUUCCUACCCCUCCAGCUCCUACUCCUGCCAUCCCUGCUCCUGGAGGAAACAAGAGGAAGAAGAAGAAUGAUUGCUCUCACAGCAGCCAGGAAGUAUACAAGGGAGAUAUUUUAAAGGAACGAGUUAAAGAGGGAAGGAAGGAAUACCUUCUGAAAUGGCACCCUUGCAGUUUAUGUGGAAAAAAAUGGAGAAGCACCUGGGUGGAGGAGGAUUCCUUCCUUGCAGUGUAGUGUGUGUGUGUGUGUGUGUGUGUGUGUGUGUGUGUGUGUGUGUGUGUGUGUGUGUGUGUUUAAUAAACAGUUGUUACA
Messenger RNA from Misgurnus anguillicaudatus (oriental weatherfish), 4190 nucleotides. NCBI's taxonomy places the organism in Eukaryota, Metazoa, Chordata, Actinopteri, Cypriniformes, Cobitidae. The record is from RefSeq and is a predicted model, not a curated record.